CGCGUUAAAAAAAAACCCUAGACAGAGGAGAAAGGAUUAAGCGAUCGAAGCAAUAUCCAUAUUAAGUAAAAAAAACAUGGAAGAAGAAUGCAGAGUGCACCCGGAUUGUAUCAAUGCAUCAAAUCCAUUCCAUGAAUGUGUUGAAUAUUGCUUUAGAAAGAUUGCUGAAGCCAAGGCAAGAAAGGAUCAAGAAGAUACAGAAGCUGUGUUAUCUGAGCAUGGCCAGUAUGCUAGAUGUGCUGCAUAUCAAGAACAAGAUGUACAAUGUGGAGCACCAGAGCCGGAAGAAAAUUCCAAUGACGAUAGUGACCACCCAGCUGAAGAGAACGUUGAAGUAGAUGUUACAAACCUUACCGGGAGGCAGAAAAAAUUAUUUGAGUUGAGGCUGAAGAUGAAUGAGGCAAGGAAAGCCAAUCAAACAGCAAUGGUGACUGAAAAGAAAAGAAUGGAAGCACCUGAAUCUAGAGGAAUUUCUACAAAAUGGCUAGAGGAAAGGAAGAAAAAGAUAGGAAAACUUCUGGAUGCAAAUGGCUUGGAUUUGCAAAAGGCAUAUAUGCUAGACACUCAAGAGGCAGCCGAGUCAAAAUAUAAGAAAUGGGAAAAGGAUCCUGCUCCAUUUGGUUGGGAUGUCUUCAAUCAGAAGACAUUGUACAAUGCAUACAAAAAGCGGACGAAGAACAUUGAUGUUGACCUAGAAGAAUAUAACAAAAUGAAAGAAGCUGAUCCAGAGUUCUACCGUGAAGCUUCGAGCCUCCAAUAUGGGAAGGCACCUAAGAUUUCAGAAGAUAAGAUUGAGAAGAUGGUGAAAGAGCUUAAAGACCGGGAUGAAAAGCGCAAUUCGUUUAGCAGGAGGAGGAAGUUUCACGAAGAGAAGGAUAUUGAUUCCAUCAACGAUCGUAACGAGCAUUUCAACAAGAAGAUCGAGCGGGCCUUUGGAAAAUACACAUUGGAAAUUAAAAAUAAUCUUGAACGAGGAACUGCAUUGCCUGACUAAGGUAAUAUACUCAGUUCGAUGUCUUUGUGUGAAUGCCUGUCUGGCUUCCUUGCAUUCACAAAUUCGUGGUUAUGUAUUCAUUUUCUUAGAAUCUGAACAUGGCAUCCUGGUUUGACCGGAUGGUACUUAUCAAUGCCUGGUACUCGUACACCUCGGAAUGUAUUUCAUGCAUUCGAACCUU
Messenger RNA from Hibiscus syriacus, 1175 nucleotides. Its product is annotated as pre-mRNA-splicing factor syf2-like. The record is from RefSeq and is a predicted model, not a curated record. NCBI's taxonomy places the organism in Eukaryota, Viridiplantae, Streptophyta, Magnoliopsida, Malvales, Malvaceae. Gene Ontology annotation, cellular component: catalytic step 2 spliceosome; Prp19 complex; post-mRNA release spliceosomal complex.